Spea bombifrons (plains spadefoot toad) is the source of this 1829-nucleotide messenger RNA. RefSeq names its product CTD small phosphatase like (gene CTDSPL). NCBI's taxonomy places the organism in Eukaryota, Metazoa, Chordata, Amphibia, Anura, Pelobatidae. Gene Ontology annotation, molecular function: RNA polymerase II CTD heptapeptide repeat phosphatase activity. The record is from RefSeq and is a predicted model, not a curated record. The transcript has 8 exons. Bases 317 to 1147 code for a protein of 276 amino acids.
CCCCCUUUCUGCCUCCAUGUUGGGAAGGUCAGCCGAGAGCGAAGGGGGAGGAGAGGAAAAGGAAAGCCUGUCAAGCCGCCCCCUCCUCGCCGCGGACCCCGAGCCAACCGCCCUGACCCACCGCGGGCGACAGCGAACCCCACUCCCCCGGCCUCCCUCUCCGGACCCCGCCUGGACUUCAUGCUGAGGCAGCGCAGGACGAGCCAGGGAGCCGACCCGGCCUCGGACACUCGGGGCAGCCUGAGCGAGCCCAGCGAGGAGCUAGCGGCCGGAUAGGCGGAGAGCGGCCAGCACUGCAGCCAGGAGAGCGCCGGCCAUGGACAGCACGGCCAUCAUCACCCAGGUCGCCAACCCCAAGGAGGAGGGCAUCUUGUCUUGUGCCCAGGAGAAAGUAUCCCAAUGCAAUAUCAGCUUGAAGAAGCAGCGGAACCGAAGCAUCUUCAGCUCCCUCUUCUGCUGCUUCCGCAGCUACAACGCCGAGCCGCCGACCUCGAAUAACAACACGAGCCCCCUCCCCCCGUCCGUGGAGGAGAAUGGGGGCGUCCAGAAGGGCGAUCAGACGCAGGUCAUUACCAUUCCAACUCCGCCUACGAAAUACCUCCUGCCGGAGCAGCCCGGAUCGGAUUGUGGAAAGAAAUGCGUGGUCAUAGAUCUGGAUGAGACAUUAGUACACAGUUCAUUUAAGCCUAUUAAUAACGCUGACUUCAUUGUCCCCGUUGAGAUUGACGGCACGAUACAUCAGGUGUACGUCCUGAAGAGGCCGCACGUGGACGAGUUCCUUCAAAAAAUGGGCGACCUGUUUGAAUGCGUCCUCUUCACAGCCAGCCUGGCCAAGUACGCUGACCCCGUGGCAGACCUGCUCGAUCGCUGGGGGGUCUUCAAGGCGAGACUCUUCCGGGAAUCCUGCGUGUUCCACCGAGGGAACUACGUGAAAGAUCUGAGUCGCCUGGGGCGAGAGCUGAGCAAAGUGAUCAUCAUCGACAACUCGCCAGCGUCGUACAUCUUCCACCCGGAAAACGCCGUCCCGGUGCAGUCCUGGUUCGAUGACAUGACGGACACAGAACUGCUGGACCUCAUUCCUUUCUUUGAAGGAUUGAGCAAAGAGGAGACUGUCUACAACAUGCUCCACAAGCUCUGUAACAGGUAGCCCCUCGAGUGCCGGCCCCCCUGCGGACAGCAGCUACAGACUGAAUGCUACCUUUUUAGCGAGCUCUACGCCUCUCCGCCCUCGCACGUCUGCAAAGAAUCCUAAACGGCGUACAGAACAAACUCUGUCGAUCCAAGACGCUCCUCCGACGCGUGGCAGGGACGCUGCGGGACCUUUUUCAGGACUCCCUCCGUCUCACGAUAACAAAACUUUCCGCUGCUGCGGGGUGAUGGCCGUUUUCUUUUUUUUUUUUCUUUCUUUACCAUCCUCUGCGGUUCCUCCAGCGCAGAAGAAGUUACUGAUCAACGGAGAGACGAAAAAAAAAAGAGAGAUUCUGACUAUUUUUUAAAAAACAAACUCUUUUCACUAAUUUUCAUAAAAUUGAUAAGAACUUUUCAGGCUUUUAUAAAGGAAAAAAAAAACACCAAAAGAAAAAGAUCCGACGGAAUAAAAUAGCGUGAAGCUCGCAGCAUUUACACUUUAUUCCCCCCCGCGAUUGGUCGAUAUACUAUGCAGACCAUAACCCUUCUGGCAAAGAGCAGUUGAGCUGACUCUGAUUUUUUUGUUUUUUGUUUUUUCUUCCCCUGCAGACUGAAGUGCCUUUACGAGUGUUGCUUUUAAGAGAAAAAGUUACAUUUUUGUACUCGACAAAUUUACAGACCUGUAACCUUUUUAACUUCUA